AUUUUUCAAUUCCCCUAUUUCUUUUUCCUCCAAACUUUAUCCAAACUAUCUUAUAGUUUAUAGAACAUAGUAUACUAUUUAGUUUAAUCAUGUCUGAAUAUAUCCUUGUCACUGGUGGUGCUGGUUACAUUGGUUCUCAUACCGUUGUUGAGUUAAUUAAUAAUGGACAUAAAGUUGUGGUUGUUGAUAAUUUAGUCAAUUCCUCUUAUGAUUCAAUUGCAAGAGUUGAAUUCAUUGUCAAACAGUCAAUUCCAUUCUUCAAUAUUGAUCUUAGAGAUCAUGAUAAGUUGUCUGAAGUUUUUAAGGCUUAUAAAAUCAAAGGUGUCAUUCAUUUUGCUGCUUUAAAGGCUGUUGGUGAAUCUACCAAAAUUCCUUUAGAUUAUUAUGAUAAUAAUGUCAAUGGUACCAUCAGCUUAUUAAAUGUUUUGAAAGAACACAAUGUCAAAACCAUUGUAUUCAGUUCUUCUGCCACUGUUUAUGGUGAUGUUACAAGAUUCGGUGACGAUAGAUACAUUCCAAUCCCUGAAGAAUGUCCUCUUGACCCAACUAACCCAUAUGGAAGAACAAAAUUUGUGGUUGAAGGAAUCUUAAAGGACAUACAUACCAGUGAUCCUGACAAUUGGAAAGUUGCUAUUUUGAGAUAUUUCAAUCCAAUUGGUGCUCAUCCAUCUGGUUUAAUUGGUGAAGAUCCAUUAGGUAUUCCAAACAAUUUAUUACCUUAUUUAUCUCAAGUAGCUAUAGGUAGAAGAGACAAAUUAUCUAUUUUUGGUAAUGACUAUAAGAGUCACGAUGGUACUCCAAUCAGAGAUUACAUACACGUUGUUGAUUUAGCUAAGGGUCAUAUUGCAGCUUUGAAUUAUUUGCACAAACUCAAUGAAAGUGGUUUAUAUAGAGAAUGGAAUUUGGGUACUGGUAAAGGUUCUACUGUUUUUGAUAUUUACCACGCAUUCAGUAAAGCAGUUGGAAAACAAUUACCUUAUGAAGUUGUUGGUAGAAGAGCAGGUGAUGUUCUUGAUUUAACUGCUAACCCAUCCAGGGCUAAUAAAGAAUUGGGAUGGAAAGCUGAAUUAGAUAUUGAAACUGCUUGUGAAGACUUAUGGAGAUGGACAACUAAAAACACCCAUGGGUUUAAUGUUGAAGGUUAUUCAUGGAAGACUUUUGAAAGUGAUGGAAACUAUGGUAAUAGAUUACACACUUUUGUUAAUGGAGAUUUAACUGUUGCUUUGGCCAACCAUGGUGCUUUAAUUCAAGAUAUCAACUUUGAUGGUGACCAUAUUGUCAAUGCUUAUGAUAAUGGUGAUGAUUACUUAUUAAAAUCAAAUCCAUUCUUUGGAACCACUGUUGGACGUGUAGCCAAUAGAAUUGCAAAUGGUCAAUUCGAAUUAAAUGGUAAAACUUAUAAUUUACCUAAAAAUGAAAAUCAAAACACUUUACAUGGUGGUCUUGUUGGUUAUGACAAAGAAAACUUUUUAGGACCAAUUGUUAAGAAAGAAAAGGAUGUAUUCAUUGUUGAAUUCUUAUUAGUUGAUCCAGAUGGAAAGAAUAAUUUCCCAGGUGAUGUUGAAAAUAUUGUUAGAUAUUUUAUUGACAAUAAAUCCAUCAAGAUCGAAUAUGAAGCUAGAUUACUUAAUGAUAAAGUUGAUGCUACUAUCAUUAACAUCACCAAUCACUCUUAUUUCAACCUUUCUGGUGAUGCUACUACAGAUGAUACAGUAGUUAAAUUAAGUUAUGAUAACUACUUAGAAGUUGAUGCAAAGACUUUAUUACCUACUGGUAAUGUUAUUAAACAUGAUAGAGUUGAUGCCAACAAACCAAUCACUUUAAGUGAAGACACCUUUUAUGAUUACUGUUUUGUUGUUGACAAUGAUGCUGAUGCUAUUGAUACAAGAUCUCACGAAUUAAAGAAAGUAUUUGAAGCUACCCAUCCAAGAUCUCAUACUAAGUUCGUUGUGUCUACUACUGAACCAACUUAUCAAUUCUACACUGGUGUAGGUGUUAAUACUAAGGGAUUCGUUGCUAGAAGUGGUUUCUGUGUUGAACCAGGUAGAUUUGUUGAUGCUAUCAACAAUAAAAAAUGGGCUCCACAAGUUAUCUUAAAGAAAGGUGAAGUCUAUGGUAGUAUUAUUCAAUAUGACUUGUCUAAAGUUUAAAAUGACGUAGUUUAAAUAAAAUAAAAUAGGAUUUUUAAAAAUAAUAUAUGAUUUAUAUAUACUAUA
Molecule: messenger RNA, 2216 nt
Organism: Scheffersomyces amazonensis
Lineage: Eukaryota; Fungi; Ascomycota; Pichiomycetes; Serinales; Debaryomycetaceae
Gene: GAL10
Product: bifunctional UDP-glucose 4-epimerase/aldose 1-epimerase
Exons: 1
Coding region: 90-2150 (686 amino acids)
Biological process (GO): beta-D-galactose catabolic process via UDP-galactose, Leloir pathway
Cellular component (GO): cytosol
Molecular function (GO): UDP-glucose 4-epimerase activity; carbohydrate binding
Source: RefSeq, a predicted model, not a curated record